Lolium perenne is the source of this 1324-nucleotide messenger RNA. NCBI's taxonomy places the organism in Eukaryota, Viridiplantae, Streptophyta, Magnoliopsida, Poales, Poaceae. The record is from RefSeq and is a predicted model, not a curated record.
ACGCUCGUCCACACCCAGCUGCACUACCGCCACCUCGAACGCGCCAGGGGCGCCGGGGCGUCCGCCGCGUGGUUCGACGUCGAGGUCAUCCCGGACGGGCUGUCGCUCGAGGCGCCGCCGACGACGCUGGAAGCGCACCUCGAGGCGCUGGAGCGGAACUGCCUCCAGCCGUUCAAGGAGCUGCUGCGCGCGCUGGCGAACAGGGCCGGCGCGCCGCCCGUUAGCUGCGUCGUCGCCGACUCACCCAUGUCGUUCGCGUCGCUGGCGGCGCGGGACGUCGGCGUGCCUGACGUCAACUUCUUCACGGCGUCCGCGUGCGGCCUCAUGGGGUACAUGCAAUUCGAGGAGCUCAUCAAGAGGGGUCUCGUGCCGCUUAAAGGAACUGGCUACAAAAACGACGGCAGCCUCGACGCCCCGGUAGACUGGAUGCCGGGGAUGAAGGGCAUGCGGCUCGGAGACAAGGACAUGCCGACGUUCUGCCACACGGCGGAAGCCGACGACGCGCUGCUCCGCAUCCACCUCCACCAGAUGCGCGUCCUCGCCGGCUCCAGGGCCAUCGUGAUCAAUACUUUCCACGACAUCGAGAUGGACGUCCUCGGCGCGCUCGCGGCCAUCCUCCCGCCCAUCUACACCGUCGGCCCUCUCUCGACCAUCAUCACAUCGCUCCCAGCGAGAGGCGCCGGCGAGUCGACUUACGCGUCAAACCUCUUGGAGGAGGACAAGGAGUGCAUGGCGUGGCUGGACGGGAAAGAGGCUCGCUCCGUGGUGUACGUGAGCUACGGUAGCCAUGCCACCAUGAGCGCCGACAAGAUAAAGGACUUCGCGUCCGGUCUCGCCAGGUGCGGCUCCCCGUACCUAUGGGUUCUGCGGCCCGACAUGGCCGUGGACGUUGAGGUCGGGCAUGACGGACUCGUCGUGCCAUGGUGCGCCCAGGAGGCGGUCCUCGCCCACCCGGCGGUGGGGCUCUUAGUUACGCACUGCCGGUGGAACUCCAUCCUGGAGGCCGUGCUCGCUGGUGUGCCAGUGCUCAGGUGGCCGAUGAUAUCGGAGCAAACUACUAAUUGUAGGCAAGUAAGAACGUCAUGGAACAUCGGGGCCGAGCUGCCACAGGAGGCGGGGAGCGAUGAAAUAGCUGCACUAGUGAGAGAGAUGUUGGUCGGCAAGAAGGGGGUGGAGGCCAGGGAGAGAACGUUGGAGUGGAAGAGGCUUGCUCAAGAUGCUCCCAAAGAAGGGGGCUCGUCCUACGUUAACCUCGAUAAGUUCGUUGAGGAUGUGCUGCUCAAAGGCAUGUGAUGUUAUUUAUUUGUUCAGUUAACUUUGUCAA